AUGGGUAACAUGGGAGAUUACAUCAACAUCUAUGAGGAUGAAACAGGAAUAAUUCUAGAGAUUCCUCUAGAAAGAGAUGGAUCUUUAUUGCAAUCAACGCUUUCCUCUCGAAUCCCAGGCGCUUUAACUCUAAGAUACAAGGUCCAUGAAAGCGAUUUAUGGAAUGGCAUCGUAUCGGAUGAGGAGUAUCUCUUUCCCCCCGACGGAGGCUGGGGAAGUCGUACCUACUUUUGUGUAUAUGAUUAUGAUGUGGUGUCCAAGAAAUUCAUGAACUCUAUCAAUAUACCGUUGAGAGGUUAUGGUGUCUGUGAAAAAGAUGGCUCCCACAAUCCAGCGUCGGGUUAUUGUCCACCACAAUCCAAUACUCAGUACGUCUUUCCAGACGACAAACCACUUAAUGGGAACACAAGAAACGAGAACACCGCAGGGAACGGGAUCCAUCCUGAGAGGGCCGUAAGGCAAGAAUGAAGAGCAGGGUGGUUGUCUUUUUUUUUUAGCGUAUACUUUUAAAAAUAAAUAUUCAACUGUUUUCUUUUCUAC
This is a messenger RNA of Darwinula stevensoni, 540 nucleotides long. NCBI's taxonomy places the organism in Eukaryota, Metazoa, Arthropoda, Ostracoda, Podocopida, Darwinulidae. The record is from the annotation of a GenBank genome assembly.